UCUUAGUCACCAUCCAUAGUUGUAUCUAUUUGUAUCUCUGUAACUUGUGUCAGCACCUGGGAAAUAUUACUUGUUACAAUUUGGUAACAUGUAAAGAGUAUAAUACAAAGCUCUCACCACCAGGUGUCGCUAUUGUAACACAAUGUAUCUGAUCUGUAUAAACUGUAACUGUAAGGAUUUAUACUGCUGUGAUAAAUAGACGAUCUCUAUGGAUAGAUGUGAUUUAAGGAAGUUAUUGAUUUACCCAAAUUUGGAGGUACAUUUAACUCUUUCGUUAACUGGUUGUACACAUGGUGUUAUUCAUCCUGAGAAUUGAUGGGUUUAUUUGUUUUUAUGGUAUUAACACGUGGGAUCAGGCUCUCGGACGAUUAUUCUCGGUCACUCUCAUUGCACAUAUCGGGGCUCCAUAUAAUGUCGUACAAUGUGUGCAGAGUCUUGGUGCCCGGGGGUGAGCAGUCCUGUAGACCUGGUAAUGCUGCCCGAGUGAUCGAUCCAUUCACAAGAUUUGUUCUGCCAUCUGCUGCUCCCCGCACACACAUUAUACACCUGACAGAUUAUUGUGCUGCUAUUGAUCCUCUCCCAUGUGUGUAACAUACAGCUCACACACCUGCCCGAUCACCAUUCCCGCUCGGUACAAUGACGACUGCUCUUCUCUAGAAUGUUGGGGAGAAUCGCGGUAAGAAAAAAAAACUGAUUAUUUAGAAUCGGAAAAAUGCAGCAAACGUUUUGGAAUGGGCGGGAAAUUCAAAACCUUCUUGUCUCGUGUUCAGCCAAUCAACGGAAAGGGGGGAGGGUCAGGAAUGUAAAUGUGGUUAAAAGAAACGCCCCCGGAUGAUGUCAUCUUUGUUCUAGUUUUCUUUCAGGUCCGCCCAUGUGCUAUAUAAGCCGGACUCGGCCGCACUCAGUAUCUUGCAGUCUACUCGCUACAUAGAGAAGAUGUCUGGACGCGGUAAAGGAGGGAAAGGUCUCGGUAAGGGCGGAGCCAAGCGGCACAGGAAGGUGCUCCGGGAUAACAUCCAGGGCAUCACCAAGCCUGCCAUCCGCCGUCUAGCUCGCAGGGGAGGUGUGAAGCGCAUCUCCGGCCUCAUCUAUGAAGAGACUCGCGGUGUCCUGAAAGUCUUCCUGGAGAACGUCAUCCGUGACGCCGUCACCUACACCGAGCACGCCAAGAGGAAGACCGUCACCGCCAUGGACGUGGUGUACGCCCUCAAGCGCCAGGGCCGCACUCUCUACGGCUUCGGAGGUUAAUUCUGCUUCUACUCGGCUCCAUCUCAUCAACCCAAAGGCUCUUCUCAGAGCCGCCCACAUGUUCUAUGGAAAGGCUACAAUUCCUUGUGUCUUCUCUACUGAGAGGUUGUGUGAUCGGUGUUUUGCUCUUGUGGUUGCGGUGUUUGUUUUUCCCUGUCCUGCCAUAAUCGCUGCACCUGAUCAGUCUAUCGGUAUUUCCCUCCUAUCUGCUCCGGGGGAUCUCCUCUGAAUGUUCUGACUACUGCCCUCAUCUUCCUCCGUGAUUAUAGUUACUGUUACAAUCUACAUUCAUCUUCUCCAGAUUACAUUACUUCCCUCCCCACCAUAUCACUCAUUACCUCCCUAAAGAGUCCGUGUUAUAGAACAUGCAAAUCUCCUGAUAAUAUCCCGGUAAGA
Hyla sarda is the source of this 1644-nucleotide messenger RNA. Its product is annotated as histone H4. Bases 937 to 1248 code for a protein of 103 amino acids. Lineage: Eukaryota; Metazoa; Chordata; Amphibia; Anura; Hylidae. Gene Ontology annotation, molecular function: structural constituent of chromatin; protein heterodimerization activity; DNA binding. Gene Ontology annotation, cellular component: nucleosome. Gene Ontology annotation, biological process: nucleosome assembly. The transcript has a single exon. The record is from RefSeq and is a predicted model, not a curated record.